AUGGAAGAGGACCUCAGCAAAGUCACUCUUUCUUCAGCUCAAACUACAGAAGAAACUAACCGCCAUGUAGUCGAUAAUCUCCCUUCUCUUGGACCCAUCGGAGUCAAGGUCAAUGGAUACGACUGUGAAGGAUCACUGUGUCCGGGACUGCUCUUUAAUUUUAUCUCAGAAGAAGAGGCUCGUAAAGUGGACUUCGAUGUUCAUCCUCAAGACAUUUGGCUGCCAGGGGUUUGUGAAGAAGACAUCAAAAUCACCGGAAUAGCCUUAGCCACCGUAGCAAUGGAAGGAAUCAGUGAAACGACCUCAUUUCUAGUUACACAGAAGAAUGGACCACUGAUCCUUGGAAAGCCUUUCAUGAAUUAUUUUUUGGCUGAAAUCAGCUACAACAAUCAACUAGCCCCGACAUUGGCAUGCUUCGGUUCUGGAGGCACAACACACCGUUUUCUGAUUUCCCAAACUAGGGAGAAGACACUAGAAACAAUCAUCUGA
Molecule: messenger RNA, 489 nt
Organism: Puccinia graminis f. sp. tritici CRL 75-36-700-3
Lineage: Eukaryota; Fungi; Basidiomycota; Pucciniomycetes; Pucciniales; Pucciniaceae
Exons: 1
Coding region: 1-489 (162 amino acids)
Source: RefSeq, a predicted model, not a curated record